AUGGGCUCACUACAGAACGGAGACGGCCAGUACCAGGGCCUCGGCCAGGACUUCACUAAGGAGGUCAUCGCCUCCAUGGGGUCGGAGACGAACCCCAGACUCCGCGAGAUUCUGGCCUCAUUCAUCCAGCACAUCCACGACUUUGCUCGCGAGGUCGAUCUCACCACGGAUGAGUGGAUGAUGGGUGUCAACAUGAUCAAUUGGGCGGGGCAAAUGUCGAAUGACCGACGCAACGAAGGCCAGCUGCUUUGCGACGUCAUUGGACUGGAGUCGCUGGUUGACGACAUCACCAACAAAGUUGCCACAAAGAGCGGCACGCCAGGCACAGCAACAGCCAUCUUGGGCCCCUUCUGGCGGGCCGACACUCCCGUCCGUCCCAACGGCAGCACGAUCGCUGUCAAGUACCCCGAGGACGGAGAGGUCGCUUUCAUGUACGGUCUGUACGAGCAGCAAGAUAUCGAUCAGCCGGAGCACAACUUGCGCGGAGUCUUCAAGACGGACGCGGAGGGUCGUUAUGGAUUUUACUGUCUGCGGCCCACGCCUUACCCAGUACCGGGCGAUGGCCCAGCUGGAAAGCUUUUGGACUUGAUGCACCGCCACCAUUUCAGACCUGCCCACAUUCAUCUCAUCGUCAAAUCAGAAGGAUUCAAUUCAGUCACAACACAAAUCUUUGACGAAGAUUCAAAGUACUUGGAUGAUGACUCUGUGUUUGCGGUGAAGGACGGUCUUACUGUGAAGUUCAUCGACAGAAAAGGGGACCCCAAGGCUGCCAAGGAGCUUGAGUACAACAUCAAGUUGACUACCGCGUAA
This is a messenger RNA of Colletotrichum orchidophilum, 810 nucleotides long. Its product is annotated as dioxygenase. The transcript has 5 exons. Bases 1 to 810 code for a protein of 269 amino acids. Gene Ontology annotation, biological process: catechol-containing compound metabolic process. Gene Ontology annotation, molecular function: ferric iron binding; catechol 1,2-dioxygenase activity. The record is from RefSeq and is a predicted model, not a curated record. Lineage: Eukaryota; Fungi; Ascomycota; Sordariomycetes; Glomerellales; Glomerellaceae.